Penicillium roqueforti is the source of this 2655-nucleotide messenger RNA. RefSeq lists its product as uncharacterized. Bases 1 to 2655 code for a protein of 884 amino acids. The transcript has 4 exons. The record is from RefSeq and is a predicted model, not a curated record. Lineage: Eukaryota; Fungi; Ascomycota; Eurotiomycetes; Eurotiales; Aspergillaceae.
AUGGCGAAAUCAGACGUGCGCAAAGAUUACUAUGCGGACCUUGGGCUCCAGCCCAGCGCGGAGGCUGAAGACAUCAAGAGGCAAUUCAGGAAAUUAGCACUCAAGUACCACCCAGACAGGAACCCAGGACGAGAAGUCGAGUUCAACGCCAAAUUCCAGGCCAUCCAGGCCGCCAAUGAGAUCCUUAGUGACCCCUCGCAACGACUGAAAUAUGACACCGAUCGUUUACGCGCAGGAUAUGGCAAGUGCUACGGACCGCCCAAGGCUAAUACCCAGCGCAAAACACAAACCCCCACCUAUCCUCCUCGCCCUACGCCAGCCCCGGCGUCUGCAAACUCGUACACAAAGCCGGCCCCGACUACCCCGUCGGCUGGCGCUCGACGAUACGCAUCUCAUGCGCGUGCCGGCCCGCAACAAUUCAAACAACAGGACAAUGCGCAAACAAGGGCUGAUGCUUUCCAUGGCUUUAAUAAUAUGAGAGGAGGACAGGCAGCUGGAUGGCAGGGCUUCGAUCCUUCCACUGGGCGUGCCACUGGUGGUGUCCCAGGUCCUGGGGCACAGCGUCAUCCCUUUGGAACCUCCGCGCAGUCUACCCGUCCCAAGUCUGCCUUCGAGGCUCACAACUCUCAUUCCAACGCACAGUCUUUCAAGAAGAAGCAGGGCUUUGCGCCAGGGGCCGCUGGAGGGGACGAGCCGAUGGCCCGCAACACCUCCGCCUAUAGCAGCAACAGGGCUGAACGGAUGAGCAGCCAAUACUUUAAGUCUGCUGUGCCCCCAACUGCGAAGAAACCAGUAUCACCUGAGCCGCCUCAACCCAAAUCACGCCAUUCAUACACCCCGGAGUUCGAACGACCCAGCAGAAGCUAUGCCCAGGCAGGCAAGGGUGAGAGGACUUUCUUCUCAAGCACUGGAUUAGGACGUUCCGCGACCACGCGUACCCCCUCAGGUUCUUCCCAUCAAAACGCCCAUACAGGUAAAGCCAGCCCUCCCUCUGGCCGGUCUGGGAGAUACCGUAGCGCUAGCCCCUCGCCCAGGCGGAAUGCCAAUAACUAUGACUCUACCAGCUCGAGUGAAGGGGAACAGCCUAGGCCCAAACCCAAAGCUGUGCCAAAGAGUCGACUCGGGCCGCAUCAGAAGUUUACCGACUUCUACAACCCAGGAACAGCAAGUCCCAGAAAUGGACACACCUCGGAUAGCGCUGCUUUCCCAAAAAGCUCGUAUCGGCCGGACCAGCAAUCUACUCCAUCUGGUUCUUCCUCUUCUGUCAACACUGACCCGGCAAACAAUCCCAAGAGGCCCCAGCCCGCCGCGUAUGGACGGAGCAGCACAAGUGAUUUGCACAAGAAGUUCUCUGCUGAUGAUUGGCGGGAUCAUUUUUGUCAGUUCGAUUUCUUGGGCUCUGCCUCGCCAAACAAGGAUUCACUGCCCAGAUCGCCUGCCUCGCAGAAUCGGGGCCGUACAAACUUCCGGACCGGAACGGCUCAGACAUCAGCAACUGGAUCGCCGAUUCCAAAUCCUUUCGGUCCUACUCCUCUAUAUCAAACUUCACAGUCAUCACAGCAAGAGCAACCACCAACGCCCUUUGCACAGGCAAAGUUUUCUGCAGAUUCAUGGGCUGAACAGCUUCGGAACCUCUCGUGGAAUGUACCAGAGGUCGAGAAAGCCAAACAAACGGCAAACGCUGCGCCGUCUCGUAGUCCAAACAAACAGCCUAGAACAGGCAUCAAAUUGCGGACCGCUCCGCAGCAGGCAAGUGUUGCUACUGAAGCAGAUGAAGCUAAAGAAACCCUGAAUGGCCAGACUUCUGGGCCAGCCGAGACAGCAGCACCGGACGUUGAGGAGAUGGAUAUCGACGAGGACCUUCCUACUCAGAAUAUUCCGCCGAGGGCCCCAGUUGAGAAACCAAGCAGUGGUAGCUAUCCCGAUGUGGCUUUUCAGGCUGCACCAGAUGCGCCACCAGUCAAGAAGUCCAAGCUUCCUUCGGGCACAGAAGCCCGCACCCCUCUAUUUAACCUCGAGAAUCUUCGCAAUACCGUACCAUUCACCAAUACAACUGGCGGAGGCAUCGAGAACCUAGAAGACAUCCACACUACUCUCCCCUUCGAAUCCCAAGCCAAGCAGCAAAGGACCACAAGAGAUGACAUCCGCCCUCGCACACUCCAACUUCCAAACCCACCCAAGCGACCCUGGGCCCCGAAACCAGUCCUCCUGGCCCCGACCUCCAAGCAACUCGUCCUCCCGCGGGAUAAAUGGAACUGGUAUGUCUCAGCAAUGGGAGCGUACAUGCAUGAAUGGAAUGCAUUCAACUGCCGCAUACUCACGCAUUUCAAUGCGCGCCAAGACGCGAACGAAACCGGUCUUUCGCCGGGCUGGAUCGGUGCCUUCGGAGACUCUACCCGUCUCAAAAUAAACGGCGCAGACGACGACAGCAACGAGGGCACGACAAAGACCCGUAAAGAUCUUGAUGAUUAUCACGUUGACGAAUUCCUCAUCCCUGGUACCAGUAAGGGCGGCUUUAGUGCUUAUCUCCGUGGCAUUGAGGAGGAUAUCCAGGUGCGCAAGCAUUGGGAAGUUGCCUGUGAGCUGCAUCGGGAAUGUAUCCUUGAUCUUGGACGAUUGAGGGAGUGGAUCCGGGAUGGCGGCAAGGUGGUUUGA